AGCCAUAGAACGAACGACACCACCCACGCGACAAUGAGCACCGAGGCGACCCCGACAGUAGACGAAGCCAAGACCGAGUGGCGCUCCGGGCGACUGCAGUGGUCGAACCAAGCUGAGCAUAAACUGAAGCAAGAGCUAAACGCGACGGCCCUGGCAAAAUGCCGCGACAGGACCUCAGCCUUCCACGAAUGCUCCAAGGAACAUGGGUUGAUGGUAGUGUUCAAGUGCCGUGAACAGAACCAUGCGUUGAACGAGUGCUUGCAUGAGUACACGAGCAAAGAAGCGCUGGAAGCCCUCAAGGCCGCAAAAGUGAACGACAUCCCCGUCGUGAUCAAGGAAGUCCCGCGCAAGAAGUACUUUGAACAGUAGAGCCCCCACGCCUGCCUCGUGCUUCGUCGCCUAGCCUACUGCGACCGCCGCUCUUUGGUUUAUAAUGAUCAUGACACUAGACACACAGAGUUGCUGUUUACACCUCAACUAACGAUCGAGUAAUCCCUCGAGUAUGCAAG
Aphanomyces astaci is the source of this 509-nucleotide messenger RNA. RefSeq lists its product as hypothetical. NCBI's taxonomy places the organism in Eukaryota, Oomycota, Saprolegniomycetes, Saprolegniales, Verrucalvaceae. Bases 34 to 369 code for a protein of 111 amino acids. Gene Ontology annotation, cellular component: mitochondrion. The record is from RefSeq and is a predicted model, not a curated record. The transcript has 3 exons.